Messenger RNA from Zeugodacus cucurbitae (melon fly), 10703 nucleotides. RefSeq lists its product as uncharacterized. The transcript has 6 exons. The record is from RefSeq and is a predicted model, not a curated record. Lineage: Eukaryota; Metazoa; Arthropoda; Insecta; Diptera; Tephritidae. Bases 445 to 1620 code for a protein of 391 amino acids. Gene Ontology annotation, molecular function: protein binding.
AUUGUGAAAAUCACUAAAUUCCACUUUCUUUUUGCAGCUUUUUAUGUUCCCUGCACUGAAAUAGUAUACCAUUCAAAACCUGCCCCGCCCGCCGCACAACGAACGAACGCAGAUGCUAUGAAGGCAACAACAAAUCUCAGUUACAGCCACUCCGUUGCGUCCAGCGCUAGCUCCACAUCAACAGCCACUUCGUAUAACGUCAACAGCAGCAGCAGCAGCAGCGGCGCCAAUACAGCGGCCACACCCACCGCACCGACUGCAUCCGCACUGGUAUCGGCCGCAACAACAUCAACAGCAACAACAACGAAGUCAACUAAAACGAAACCCGCAUUAAAGACGCCAAAAGUGAGCUUUGCACCGCUCGACAUCACCUUCCCGCCACCGAAUACGUCCGCUACCGGCAGCAGCUGUGCGCUAACGGCCACGUGAUACGAAAACCCCAAUAUGCCACACAACAACAUCGUCUGCGAGUGGUUGCGCGCCAUCGGCAUGCAACAGUAUGCCGAUAGUUUCAUGGAGAACGGCUAUGAUGAGCUGGAGAUCUGUAAACAAAUUGGUGAAAUUGAUUUGGACGCAAUCGGCGUGGACACAACGCAACAUCGUAACAAGCUGCUGAAGAGUGUGCGUUCGUUGCGUGAGAAGGGUGCGGCCAUUGUGUAUGUGAUGAUCAACGAUCCGAAGGCGCUGAGCAGCAGCAAUGAGAUUUUGGCAACCGAUUGUGAUGCGCCGACGACUAUGAAAGAGUUGGAGGCCAUUAUGAAGCGGCAUUUAGAGGCCGAUGGUAUUCGAUUGACGGCGCAUCCCUAUUCGACGCCGGAGGGCAAACGCGGCUAUUUGGAGGGUCUCGCCGCGCACUAUAGCAAACAGAUUAAUAUGCCGUACGAGGACGUGUUGGACGCCAUCGAGGAGGUGCGCGUUUCAAAAUGGAAGGAGCGCCAUGUGCGCAUCUCAACCGGCCACACUUUAUCGCGGCGUGCGGGUGGCAGCAGCAGCAGCAGUGGCAUCGGUGUCAGCGUGAUGUCGGGCAUGAUGGGCGGCGGCGUAGGUGUCGGCUUCGGCAUUAUUGGCGGCAAUAUCGCAAAUCAAUCAACUCUGCCGACAAGUCACAGCCAACCAUUGUAUGUGCCUGGCAAGUAUUUGCCAUCGAGUUGCCUUUCGAAUCGUGAGGAGAAUGAAAUCUACAGCUUCGCGCAAAACGAUUUGGCAAAUCGCAUGGCCAGAAGUGCAAUUGAUUCGAAAUCGGCGGUUAACCUGAAUGGCAUGCAACACAGCUAUCCGGGCGCCAGGCGGAAUUUCUUCUACGAUUUCUCGGCAACAGAGGGACGUAAUCGAAACAAAAGACGUACGGUGUUUGCACGUUUCCUUAGCGGUCUGAAGCAAGGUGGCGAAGAAAAUAACCCCAACGAGGAAAUGCAAUUAAAGUCCGCGGAGAAGUUUAAGGCCUGCAGCACCAUGAAGCGCGUGGAGCCGCAUCAGAAUUUCGAAGAGACAAUACGAAGAUUGAAAACGCAGAAGAAAAAGGGCGAAACGCACGACAAAGGCAUACACGACCGCGGCAAGGAGGUGUCGCACACCAUGGUCAACGAAAUGCCACUCAACAAUUAUACGAAGCAUCCUUAGGACACGGCGAAAGGCGAAGCAACAGAGGCAACGGAACAAAAGGAGGGAAACGAUGAUGAAGAUAACGGGAAGGCGACACAUGCGGCGGACAAAGCGCAAGAGGCGGCCGAAAGCGAUACGGAAGUCAACAAAGACAAUGCAGAGGAGGCGGUCUGCAGCAGCAGCAAUGCGGGAAAGAGAACGACGGUGAACGAUAUGGACAAACAUAUCUACGAAAACCAACUGUGAGGUGGUGGCGUAAUUAAUAUGUAGGUGCAGAGAGUGCAUAGAGUGCAGCGCAUUGCAGUUAGGUGCGUGCGGGUUGAGGAAAUAAUUCAUCAGUUGCGGCGAUGGUGCGAAAAUGAUAAUAACUUUGCGGUUGUAAUUAUGCAUUCAGUUUUCCAUUUCUCGAAUUGCCUGUUGCAAAAUGCAAAAAAAGAGACACAAAAAACUCUCCAAGCCACAAAGCAGAUGUAGCAACAACAACAAUAACGCAUAGUUUUUGUAAAGUUUGUCGGAUAAAUUAGUUUCAUUUGCAGUUUUAAGGGCAGCAUUCAUUGGCAACCCAACCCAAUCCCGCCCAACACAGACACAUAAAUGCAAAUGGGAAAAACCUCAAUUAAAAUCCGCACCAAUAAUUUAAGUCACUUCAAUGGACCGCUACGCACAGCGACUGGAAGCACACAAACACACACACAUGCAUAACUGUCUGCACUCACUAAACCAUCGUGCGGCCAAUUGGAACUGUACACACAUCCCUGCAUAAAUAACGGUUAUUGGGUGGGCGAUAAAUUAGGCACAUCAUUCACUUUCACAGUCGAAGCUGUGCGCUGCUGCUCCCAUGUCGGUUUGGGUCUCCGACUCCGGCUCUGACACCAAGUUGACCAAGUGAAUGCACAAAGCAACGAGUAACGAGCGGCGAGCAACGAGCAUGGCAAAUCCUUUCGGGCGUCAAUGUGCUUAAACGGGGAUAACAAUGUCCAAUACACCAGGGAUUAGCAGUGAAUAAGCGGAAACCAAAUGGCCAACAAACCGUUGGACAAGCGCAAAGAAUACGGGGGACUUUUUAAACUGGCUGUACAGGGUGACUCAGCUGCUGUUUUGUAUGAGUGUGUGUGUGGCUGCCAAUCGCUUAACCGCCAGACCUGACCAAUGCCGUUCGAUCGAUGCCGCCAACUGACCGAAUGAGCUUUUCCACACACACACACACACACACAUAUACUGACAUACAUAUAUACAUUCUUGUUGUCUGUGUGUGCUUUGGUUUUCCAGUUUUAUUCUCCAUAUUGAAAUCGCCACAGUUGAUAAUUCAUUUUCAGUCACAUGGUACAUACAUACAAAUGCAUGUGUGGAGAUUAGUGGUGCCUGCAACAGCAAGUCCAGUUCCAAUCCAAUGUGAGCAUGCAAUCGUAAAAUCGAGUUUUUUUGCACGUUUGCAUUCAAAAAUCAUGCGUUGCUUGUUUUAAAAACGAUAGUGAGAGGAUAAAAAUAUAUAACACGUGAGAAUUCAGAGACAAGUUUACUCAGCUUUCAACAUUUCGGUAGAAGCAUAUGAGUAUAUGAGUCAAACUUUCUAAUAUUCAAUGUACUAGCAAUAUAUUUUCCGUUAGAUUAUUAUCAUACAUCUAUGCUCUGUUCCUUAUGAGCAACGUUUCGUUCGAGCCUACAGAUUAUGAUUAAAGUGAGUUCUUCAUUAAAAUUAUUUACAUUGCAUUAAACUCUUCUUAAAAAAAGAGUGCCAAAAGAACACUCGAUAAAAUGUAAAAGAGAAAUAAAAAGCUUUCGGGUUUGGGUCUAUUGUUUGGAAAAUUAAGAAAUUCAAACGUCGUAGACACCGCUUAUGCGAUUAUAACCAAGUUAACAACAGUUCUCCAUUCAUUUUUCCUUUUCGCUGUUUGGCGUCAAUUGGUGAUACCAAGUGUCGUUAGGUCCGUCUUCACUUGGUCUUUACAACGGAGUGGAGGUCUUGCCCUUUCUCUACUUCCACCAGCGAGAACUGCAUCUUCCAAAGCUGGAGCGCUUUCGUCCAUUCGAACAACAUGAGCUAGCCAGCCUCAUACAACUCAUGGUUCCAUCAUCUGCAGUAUUCGCCGUUACCAAUGUGCAAAGGACCAUAAAUCAUCCACCAAAUCUUUCUCUCGAAAACUAGUGCCGUUUCAUCGGAUGUUGUCAUCGUCCACGCUUCUGUUCCCUAAAACGGGAUGGGAAUGAUGAGGGACUUGUGGAGUUUGGCUCAAGAGAGGACUUUACAUUUCAGUUGCCUACUCCGUCCAAAGUAUCACCUGUUGGCAAGAAUGAUGGUUCCAAGAUAGACCACAACUUCAAUGUUAUGAUUGCCAACAGCCAUGUGGGAGCCAUGUCGCGAAUGAGUCGACUGUUUGUUUGAUGAAUAGAGAUAUUUCAUCUGGUUCACUACCAUACGCACACGAACCCUUAUCUAACCUGAAAAAAGCAAAACUAACUGGUGCGGUUCUUGAGUCCAAUGAUAUCGAUAUCAUCGUACACGUACGCCAGCAACUGUAUUAUUUUUAGUCAUAUGAUAAUGAGUCACCCUGUUUGAAACCUUCUUUGAUAUCGAACUUCUCGGAGAGGUCCUUUUCACUCCUGAUGGUAUUGCUCCUUUUGGUAUUGCUUAACGUCAAACAUAGUUCGAUAUAUUUCGUGCAAUUUCGUGAACCUGCAGCCAACUUCUGCCAAUAUAUUGUUCAAAAAAUUAAAUUCUGCUGGAACUCAUUGCAAUCUCUCAAUUUCUCAAAAACAAACUACUAAAAUCAAAAAUUCGUUUACAAAACCCUCAUCCAACUGAAAUAUUAUGCGCAUUAGAUUCGCUUUCCACCAAACAAUUUCGCUUUCACACUUUGUUGCAAAACAACGCAAUAAGUCUCGAAAAGCCCCGCUGCCGCUUACAAUUAAUUUCAAAAUCAGAUGUUACGCAUUUUUGUUGCAUCCGAAAUUUGCCAUGCGAAAUUUGUUUAAUGAGCCAUUUCGCGUCUGAGCACUGCUAAUGAUGGCUUGGCUGCUGCUGUUGCUGCCUGCUGUCCCGCCGCUUGGCGUUUGGCGCUCGGUGCUCGGUGCAACCACUAGUUGUUAUUACAACAUAUUACUCACUUUUGUGGCGCGCAUGUGUUGUUGUUGUUGUUGCAAUUCGUGCUUCGUGGGUAUGCAUUUGCGCGCGCCAUUUGCCGCCGUUGGUGGUGCGCCGCUCGCGCAGCACGAAGUGGCGCAAAACAUUUGCAUUGCGGCACCAAGGCCACCAGCGCCCAGCCAACGUCCCACCAAAGCCAGCAGCCACCGGCUACGCGUUCCAGGCAUUCACAGCGGCACUAAGCGCUUUUUAACUUGUUUGCUUUAGUGGUACGGCACAUUAUGGCAUUUGCCUUGUUGCUCUGCGUCGUGUCUCUUAACGCACUGCCGUCGGUCCCGUCCAACGUUCAGCCGCGGCAACUUAAGUGAAUGUAAAUCAAGUUGUGCGGCGUUGCCUUGUAUUAGUAUUCGUGUGUGUGUGUGUCUGUGAUGAUAUGUAACGGUGGUAUACUCACACGAGCACGCCAGUCUCAACUACACCGCAAAAGCCAUUAGCGUCCUGGAAUUUUGAAUUUCCGAAAAUUUGCGCAAAACUCAAACUUUAAAAGCUGCAAAUGUGUAGCUUUGACAUUGCCACACACCCGCAGACACACACAGGCGCGAGCGUACCACCUAGUCACUCGGUUGUGGCGCUCUUUGAAGUGUGCGUGAGUGAGGUGUGUUCUUACGUGUAUAGUAGUUGUAGUUGUUGUUACACGCGCGCCUAAGCUGCAAUUAGCCAAAUUGGAGUUAGCCACUAGCUCGCAUAUAUUUUUUCAUUUUACUACAAAUGGCAACAAUAAAAUUUGCAACACAGUUAUUUUACUGUUAAUUCCACACGGUCCAAUGCGUUUUAUUCGCUUCAUCCACAGACAAUUACGCGCAUUAACAAUAAAAUGUGUUUAUUAAUUCUAUUUGUGGGCUUACACUUUCACACGCACACUCUCACACUCACACACACACACAUGUAAAUGUUUAUAAAAUUAUAAUAGCGCUGCUAAUGGUAGCAAAUGCAGCUGUUUUUGCCAAAUUUUUGUGCAAAAAAAACAAUUUCAUAUUUUAAUUUGUGCUAAAUUAGGCAUAACAAAUAUAGUUCACUUGAUUUAUUGUUGUUAUAAUGGCAUUCCUAAUUGCGAUUAUGUUGGUCACUCUGUUCAAAUAUGUUCAACUGGGACAUCUGGCGGCGGAAAAUUUGUGGUAUUUUAAAGUGCUUAGAAUCAAAUGUUUCAAUUUCUCAAUAAUUGUGAGAGGACUAUGAGAAGAGAACUGUAUUCACUUAUAGCUAUCUGUGGUGCUCUCCUUCAGCACUUUAUAAAAUCUGUUUCUUACGACUCUAUUGACUCAUUUAAUCGGUUCAAAGGUCUGCUAUUCAAGACCCCUUAGUCAACUAGUGUUAGAUUGCUAAGCCAUUUGCUAAAACUGCGAAUCAAUGAGAAGAUGACAGCAUAUACGAUACAGCAUAUGUAGUUUUGAACCCACUAAAACUUUUGUCUAUGAAAAUACAAAUAAAAUAUUUUCUCAAAGUACUUAACGUUGACAUUACUUUCAGUAAUUACUUCUCAUAUGAUUAGAGUUAUAUGCCGAAUAAGAGAGAAAGAGAGAGUGAUAUUGAGAAAGAUAGAGAGAGCGUUGGAGAAAGAGUGAGAUAUAGAGAAAGCGAAAGAGAGGAAAAAUUAGCAAUUCGUUAGCAUUAAAAACUUUUGCGACAACUGAUAUUUUUGCUAUUUCUCGACUGGAAUUGGGUCAAUCGGGUCCUACGACUUUCUUCUAGAAUUUCGAUAUGCACCAAAAAUUGUUCUUAACAAAAAUCUAUCUUCGGAUAUGCCCAGGAAAACUCUCCAUCGAGUCACAGUUACAUGUAUGUAUUUAUUGGCGUAGGGACUGUUGAUUAUAGCCGCCAUUUCUCUUUUUCUCUCAAUUCGGCCCCAAUUGGAAAUUUCAAGUGAAACCAGUCGCACCUGAUCUUUGCAACGGAGUGGAGGUCUUCCUCUUACUCUACUUCAACCGGCGGUUAGUGCAUAUAAGACUUUCAAAGGUGGAGCUAACUAGCCAGCGUAGCCGCCGUCUUUUUAUUCGCUCAAUGUCGUCAUAUUACUCAUACUGAUCAUCGUUUCAUCGUCGUACAGUCCCCGAUUUAGUUAGGAUUCGUUACAGAUGACACCAGAAAUCAUCUCAGCGAAAGUGGAACGAAUAUUGGUUUCAACGACAGUCGGGUCUAAAUUAACGGAAAGAACCCGGAUUUAUAUCUGCUCAAAGACAGUUCGACACCAUUUCAUAAAAUUGUUUGUUGGUUUGGUUUAUGGAAAUAUAUUGAUUUUAUAUAUUGAUUUAGGCAAAACGCAGCUACGCCCAACUUAAUGAAUCCAACUUUGAUGAGUCUGGUGUUUUGGAAAACGAAGUGAAGAGAGGACUUUAAGAAGAGUUCUAAAGCUUCAUUUGUUUCAGUAUUCAACUGGAUAUUUCAACUAUGAAGGCUAUCUUCACUAUAACUACUUUUGGCUUAAAGUGAAUCACUGAAAUUUAAGACUUUCAAAUGCUUGGUACUAACGAAGCAUUAGCUUUGGCAUUUCGCCCAACUCAGUGAUAACCUCUCUCUCGUGGGAAAAAUCUUUCUAGGUUUAGGUUUAGAGAAAACAAAACUUUUGAAAAUCUUUGGAAAAAUGUUUUUAAUAAUUUCUUGUUUUUAGUUUCAUGAAAAAUAAUCCAAUUUUUUAUUCAUCUUCUUCGAUCUUCCAUCAACUUGAUCCAUAUUUAUGUUGUCGUUUUAACUUAUUGUUUAUGCAUUUAUUUAUUUAAUGGAAACACAUUCAUCGAUAUUCAGCUUUAGUAAAACAAUCACCACAAUGCUGCUGCAACAAGAACAACAACAGCCCCAGCAACCACUGAUCAAUAAAGAAUUUAAUCAAGCUGUUGGCAAUUUGAGGCAAUAACGCGACACAUGCAGCGGCUACAAUUAAAACUGAGUUGAUGAGUGUAUAUAUGAAUGUUUGUGUGUGUGUGUGUGUGAAGGGUGUACCAAUGCAGAUAACGGUGACACAACGCAAAUGAAUGCUUUGAGAGCUUUAAAUGCGAAAAUAUAUGCCAAUUACCGCAAUCAUGCUUAAUGCAAUUUAAAUGGCCAACAGAAAAGCUGCCGAAUUAAAACUAUGAAAUGCAAUGAGUGCAACAACAGCAACAACAACAGCAACACAAUAAUAAUAAAAAUUAUGUUAUAAAUCAUGGAUUGUGUUGUUGUUGCUGUUGUGAAAUAUUGAAAACGCUUUCCAUUGGAAUGACGAUUUUUGUGUCAAUUUGAAGCAUGAAAUCGAAUUAUUAAACGCAAACAUGCAACACAUUAAACAUAACGGGUUUUAAAACACCGUUGCCAAUAAAUGCAACAGUUGAAACGCGCAGCAGUUGGCACCCAGCUGCUGCGGGAGAGGAGGGGUGUGGUUUGAGUGCGAUCGCAAAUUAAAUGCUGAAAGUUGAGCGGCCAUUCAAUGCCACACGUUUGAUGAAUUAUGAAGUUGGCGGUGUGGCAUGUGGCAUGUGGCUGCACUGCAAUUUGUAUUAAGUGGGUGUGAAUUAACACGUCUCACAACAACAAUAACAGUAACAAAUAAAUAUGCGGAUUUAUGCUAAUGAAAGUAUGCGCAUUUGCAGCGCCGAUAAAAAGGUUAACACAGAAAAUAAGUUAAGUAAGGCAAACACGGCAAAAUAAACCAAUAAAACCAGAACAAAAAGGAAAAAGUUUAAAAAACAUAACAACAACAACAAUAAAAUGUUAUAAUUUAUUUAUAAGUAAUUACAGCACGCUGUAAUGCGCCCAUUUAAUAUGCGAUACAAUAAAAGUAUAAUAUAUUAACAAUAACAACAACGAAAACACCAAUACUUGUAGUUAAAAGCGAGCAUCAACAUACACACUCACACACACACAUACAUAAAAAUAUUUACAUAUAUACAUUUUAAUAUAAGCAUGAGUAUACUAAUACUGCUAGUGCUUUGCUCUCCACUGUAGUAUGAAAAUGCAAAUUUACUGCAUUCAAUAUUUAUCGUAUUUGAGUGUGUGUGUGUAUGUGUUUGUGCCGCUUGUUUCGGUUGCUAAAAUCCCUGCAAUUGUUUAUAGUAAUUUAUCGAUGGCAACGCAAUUGCGGUGGAUGAAAUUGUACAGAGGCAUAUUUACACGCAAAUAUAUUAAUAUAUAUAUAAAUAUAUAUAUAAACUCUUAUGAAGCUAUUUAAAUAUUACUUAUGAGUAAAACCUUUAUAUAUACAUAAAUACAUGAGCAUAAGUGAUUUCGUGUAUUGGAAAUGGAAAACCUAGAACUCUUGCAUUUAAGUAGUUAUACAUACUACAUAUAUAACAUAUUUAUAUAUUGUAAUAGACGAAACUGUAUCAUAUUUCUGAUCUAAACUUUAAUAAAUAUUUACAGUUAUUAUUAUAUGCAUAAAAGCCAAAUAUCGGAUGUAAGAAAUACUAAUGUGAAUAUAUGUAUGUUAUAGCCUUGUCCAAAGUGGUGUAAGACCCCAUUUUAAGAUUCUAAAAAUAAUACAUUUCUUUUCAAAUCACUUUAAUUUACAAUUUUACGCAUAUCCAAAUAUUUAUAUAUGAAACUAUUACAACUAUAAUUGAAGUAUGCUGUAAAAAUUAUUUGAAGCACUUUAUGAACUCAAAUCUUUAAAUGUCUCACCAAUAGAAUGAGUUUAAAAAUCAUUUCUUGCUUGCUAUUUUGUAAGCAACUGAGAAAAUGAUGCUCAGUUCAGAUGAAAUAUUCCUCAAAAUAUUUAAUAAUCACUUUAACAGCUUAACUGUAAAAUAUAUACUUCAUCAUGUUCGUUGUUCGGUUUUUAAGAUGACAGGUGUUCUGAAGUUUUAGUAAAAUGUUUUUUUGGAAUACGCUGCGAUUUUUUGUAGUGUAUAUGGCGUAGAAAUAUUUAAGAAUAUAGUUGAAGCAUGAUUUCAAUUGUUUUUUUCCUUAUUAGAAACUUCGAUAAGAUCUCUUCGGUAUGUAAAAAAAAGAUUAAUUGAAAAAUAUUCAACCGAAUAACAUAAAUCGAAUCCUAACAACAAUCACAAACCUCGAGAACUCCUGAGUAACGAGGUUCAAGCGAAUCGAUGAAUUUUUCUAAAUAGUGUCCGCCAUAUUGGAUUUUAAAUUUUGAAAAGCCGACACCGGGUUUUUAAAAACACGGUCCGCCAUAUUGCUUUUUGGGAUGGUUAUUUCAAAACACUGAGAUGAUGAGUUAAGGGGUUAGGGAUAGUCAGAGACACGAAGAAAUUAUAUCAUGUUAUUUUACAAAAGUAAUAGUAUGGCAUUAUUCUACAUUGUUUUGACUUGAAGUCACGAAAAUUUGAAAAAAAAAAUAUAAUUCCAAAGUUAUAGCUGUCUGUGUUGACCCAGUUUCAAGAAAAGGUCAUUGCGGUGACAAUCAUAAGUCCUUGGAGAUUCAUCUAAAAUUAAUCGGAUAUAAAAAAUCAGUUUUAUUAAUAGAUAAUCCUGGGCCUGAACCAAACUUUUUUUGGUUUUUUUAAUUAACAAAAUGGCGGCCUCAGGAAAUUUUUUCCUAGAUUUUCGGGAAAAAAUCAACAGUUAAUUGUUCUGAAAAAAUCGAAAUUUUGAAAAAAAAAUCUUUGGUUCAGGCCUGAGUUUAUUAUGCAUUCUAAAAGCUGUAGAAAUUUCAUUACAGUUGUCACCAGUUCAAAAAAAAUAGUUUUGAGAAAAAAGCAUUUAAAGUUUCACACCAGCGUGUUGGAGUGCCCUAGCGCUUGUUGUUAUUUGUCGAAUAACUCUAAAAGCAAUUAUCGGAUAAACUUUAAAUUUUCAGAGUAUAUUUUUAAGAUAUUACACUUAAUGAAAAUGCAAAAAAAAAAUGAUUUUUUGAAAAUCCUGACUACCCCUAACCUCUUAAAUGGAUAUCAGAUUCAGAUUCAGAUUCUGUGAUCCCAAAAACAUUAGGUACACAUAGAAAGACCGCCAGGUCAGAACCAAAAUUUUUUGUGUGUGGCUGUGUGAUUUAAAGGUUCACUAAUACAACUUAAAUCUUAAGAACACCACUCAAUAU